Messenger RNA from Trichoplusia ni (cabbage looper), 2190 nucleotides. RefSeq lists its product as uncharacterized. NCBI's taxonomy places the organism in Eukaryota, Metazoa, Arthropoda, Insecta, Lepidoptera, Noctuidae. Bases 362 to 1852 code for a protein of 496 amino acids. The record is from RefSeq and is a predicted model, not a curated record. The transcript has 6 exons.
AAACUUCGUUUGGAAUAGAAGUGUUCUGUGUUGAAUAAAAUUGGAUUUAACGUAGUUUACUAAUUUAUAUAUUAACUAUAUCUAACUAAUAUAUACGCAUUCGGAACUAAUAGAAAAGAGUUUUACGAUAUUUUGCGUCUUAGUAAUAUACGAUUAAUGUACACUUUUGAUUUUGAAUACGCCAACACUUACUUAUCUUCCAUGGAAAUCCCGGCUUUUUUAGCUUGUGAAGUUGCAGCCGAAGGAAGCAUGAAGUAUUCUGCCACACAUACAACGUAUUACGACGCACGGAACCGGUCAACCGAGUUCCUUAAUCUUUUUGCAGUGACUUGAAAAAAAAAAAAACUGAAUCCUGUGAAAAAUGAGCACCAAAAAGAAGAGUUUGGAUUUGUACUUAGCUGAGGUGUUUAAGCAAUUCAUUUCAAUCAAAGAUGAAGACUUUAAAAAGUCCCAAGAAGUGUUCAAAAGCGUUUUCGAGCAAGUCAAGCAGAAGAUGGGCGAACAGUGCAACUAUUUCAAGAAGUACAGCAAGAAUAUUAUGUAUGCCGGAAGCGUCUCAGAUAACAUCAAAGUGGGCAGAAUGGAUGAAUUCGAUAUGGACAUUGUCAUUCGGCUACCAAUCAAUUAUGGCGAAAUCAUCAUUGAAAACGAACAACCAGGCUUCGUUAAACUAAAAAUUACGAAUGCCUUUGACAACUUGGACAAACAGCCGGACUGGGAGAAGUGUCAUAAGGUGACGCGCGAAUGGCGGGACUCGGAGAAAUACUUCCUUCAGAAUAAGUUCCGACAGUGGAUGCACGGGAUCGUACAGAAGGCUCUGAACAUUAUGGAUAUGAAGGUGACCGUUAACGGUGAUGUAUACCUGCUGACGUACAAGGAAUCCGGUCCAGCUUACACGCUGAACAUCCGCAACGAUGAGGGCAAUGACAAGUAUUCUCUGGACGUCGACCUGGUGCCUGUCAUCAAAUUCACCUUCCCUGCUUGUCCAGAAGGUUACAGAGUAAUUGACGGUGUGAAAGCUAAAGAUUGGUUGGUGGUGCCCAAGCCGAACAAGGGGGUGAACGACAAGACUCUCGUAAACCGGUGCUGGCGUCUCUCCUUUCAAGAACAAGAGAGAGAACUCAUCAAGGACUGCAAGGCUUUGAAGACCACUAUCCGGCUGGUGAAAAAACUCCGCGAUGCUCUUGAGAUGAAAGCAAUCGCCAGCUACUAUAUCAAAUCGAUCUUCCUAAAGAAAGUCCACGAUAUGAAUGAUAAAACAUAUUGGCAAAACAAAGUGAGCGUCCUGUUUCGUACGAUGGUGGAAGAGUUGCAUUUAGCUAUUCUGAAGAAGGAGAUUCCUUUCUUUUGGAACUGCAAUCACAAUUUGAUCGAAGGCCUAAAGCCAACCCUGCAAAAGGUAUAUUCUGACAAACUGAGAGAUGUGCUCGCCAGUAUCGACGCGAACGACGUCGAGAAAGUCGUAGCCUACCUCCUGACUGCCGAAGAACUCAAACUGUUUAAGAACUCUGAAUUCUAUCAGAAACAAGCCGAGAAUUUAAGCAUUUCUGAAUGUUCAUCUGAUAGUUCAAUGUUCAAUCAACUAAAGAUGUUAAAUCUAGAACUAGAUGAAAUUGAUUCGCAGCGUGAUAAAGAUCAGGCGAAAGAUGAUAAAAUUCAGGAAUUUGAGGUUAAGCUUAAACAACUCGAAUGCAGAGUUAAUUACUUAGAGGAUAGGCUUCAAAGAUUGGAAAAUAAGCAAAUUGCCGAUAUUGUUAACGGUAAAAGUUCUGUGAAACCUGUGACCCCGAGAGGUAUGUCGAUGGCAGACGCUAAAAAAAUCCAAUUCCAGUAUGAUUAUGAAUGUGAAUAGAAGCUUUAAGAAUUGAUACGGGGUCCUUUUCAAAAGGAUCAGGUAAGCCCAUUAAAGGCAGUAUUAAAAGAGGAUUUUUACUUGAGUGACUUACAAAAGAAAUUUGUUGCAAUUGGACCAAUGAAAUAUGCGAAUUGCGAAGCAUUGCGUUUACUAUUUUAGUCUUUAAGCGAUGUGGCUGUGGCGUGUGGUUACUAAAAUUGAUCUCUGUAUAAGAAAAAAAUGAAUUCUUUAAAGCCAAAAUUUUAAUCUCUUAUUUUAUAUACUUAUGUACUGGAAUGAUAACUGUUACUUAAUUGUGGAUGACACAUUUAAACGAAUAAAAUAGUACUAUUUAC